Molecule: messenger RNA, 882 nt
Organism: Prunus dulcis (almond)
Lineage: Eukaryota; Viridiplantae; Streptophyta; Magnoliopsida; Rosales; Rosaceae
Exons: 2
Coding region: 1-882 (293 amino acids)
Source: RefSeq, a predicted model, not a curated record
AUGGGUAUCGUUGUUCUUCUUGUUUAUGUGGAUGAUAUUGUCAUCAUUGGCUCCGACUUGGAGGCAAUCUCUGCAGUUCAGACUUUGUUGCAUUCUACUUUCCACAUGAAAGAUCUUGGUCAGCUCACUUAUUUCUUGGGUUUAGAGGUCCAUCAUCAACCUCAUGGUCCCUUCUUGCUUCAGAACAAGUACAGUCAAGAUCUGGUUCAGUUGGCCGGCCUCACCAACACUACUUCCGUUGACACCCCCAUGGAACUUAAUGUGAAAUAUCGACGUGACGACGGGGAGCUUCUUGCGGAUCCUACUACCUAUCGGAAGCUGGUUGGUAGUCUUAUCUAUCUAACAUCACCCGACCAGACAUCUCUUAUGCUGUUCACACUGUCAGCAAGUUCUUCUCUUCAGCUUCAGGCCUAUAGUGACGCUGAUUGGGUUGGUUGCCCAGACACCAGGAGAUCUACUACUGGCUGGUGUAUGUUUCUUGGUGAUGCCCUUAUCUCUUGGAAAUGCAAGAAGCAAGACCACGUCUCCAAAUCAUCCACUAAGGCAGAGUAUCGCGCCAUGUCUGCUGUGUGCUCCGAGAUCAUUUGGCUGCGUGGUCUUCUCACAGAGCUUGGGUUCAGUCCACUUCAUCCUACUCCACUGUAUGCUGACAACACAAGUGCCAUCCAAAUUGCAGCCAACCCCGUCUGUCACGAACGCACCAAGCACAUCGAGGUUGACUGUCACUCCAUCCGAGAAGCCUAUGAUCAUCAGGUUAUCACCCUUCCACAUGUCUCCACUACUCUGCAGAUUGUCGAUAUCUUCACCAAAUCCAUGCCACGUCAGCGCCAUCAUUUCCUCGUUAGCAAAUUGAUGCUUGUCGAUUUACCAGCAUCAAUUUGA